AUGCAACUUGAGGGAACUCGUCAGUCACUUUGCUAUUUCUACUUUACCUUCGUAAGUAGUUGCACGUUUAUAUUGUACCAGUUAUCAGCAUACAAUGACUACACAGAACUAAGAAACAUGAAAAGACGGACGAUCAUCGGUAUAGUGCUUGGAUUGCUCGUCGCCGCCGCUCUAAUCGCGGUCAUUGUAGUAGUCGUCCAAAACAAUAACACCUCUAGUCAGCACGAUAGAAACUUCUGUGAACUACUAGUCAUAGCUCACCGUGGUGCCAGUGGCUAUGUCCCGGAACACACUCUAGCCGCCUAUGCAGUGGCAGCUACAAUGGGUGCAGACUACGUUGAGCCUGAUGUCGUAAUGACUAAAGAUGGGCACCUAAUAGCUAGACAUGACAACGAGCUUGGCCUAACAACAGACGUUUCUCAACGUCCCGAAUUCGCCUCCCGUCUUCGUACACAAUCCGUCGAUGGCAAUAAUGUAACUGGAUGGUUUACUGAAGACUUCACUUUAGAAGAAAUAAAAACGUUACGUGCCAUUGAACGGAUACCUAAAAUAAGACCUGGUAAUGCGAGGAUGGACUAUGCUUUUGAAGUCCCAACUAUGGAAGAGAUAGUUAAUUUAGUUAAGGGAUUGGAGAUUAGUUUAAAACGACCAAUCGGUAUAUACCCGGAAAUUAAACAUCCCACCCACUUUCAGCGUUUAGGACUACCCAUGGAGAGGCCUCUCGUAAAUCUGCUACAUCUUAAUGGCUACCAUGGUCCAGAAGCACCAAUUAUCAUCCAAUCUUUUGAAGUAAGCAACUUAAAAAUACUAAAGGAGAUUACUGAUAUUCGAUUAAUUCAACUGUUGGCAGCACCAUCUACACGUCAACCGUUUGACCAAAACCUGCUCGGUACUGGUCUCACUUACAGUCAAAUGGCUACUGCUGAAGGAUUGCGUGAAAUAGCAUCAUACGCUCACGCGGUCGGACCAGAUAAGCUUUAUAUUUUACCUCGUGAAGGUAAUAACACCCUGGGAAGAUUAACUACUUUUGUAGUCGAUGCCCACGCAGUUGGUCUGAAGGUUCACCCGUAUACGUUCCGGUCAGAAAACGAAUUCUUACCAACUGAAUUUCAAAGUGAUAAUUCUUCAGCUGAUGCUCUCGGUAAUGCUGAAGGAGAAAUAAGAGCUUUCCUCAAUGCAGGAAUAGAUGGUCUCUUUGCUGACCAGCCAGAUGAUGCUGUACGUGCUCGCAGUAACUUGGGCUACUGUCAGGAAUGA
This is a messenger RNA of Arctia plantaginis, 1257 nucleotides long. The record is from the annotation of a GenBank genome assembly. NCBI's taxonomy places the organism in Eukaryota, Metazoa, Arthropoda, Insecta, Lepidoptera, Erebidae.